Molecule: messenger RNA, 1042 nt
Organism: Adelges cooleyi (spruce gall adelgid)
Lineage: Eukaryota; Metazoa; Arthropoda; Insecta; Hemiptera; Adelgidae
Product: RNA-binding protein 48
Exons: 6
Coding region: 253-1020 (255 amino acids)
Cellular component (GO): nucleoplasm
Molecular function (GO): nucleic acid binding
Source: RefSeq, a predicted model, not a curated record
UUAACAUAAAACAUUCUACAUUUAAAAUUUUAAAACAUACGUACUGCAUUGGUACAUAUUAUACAAAUUUAAUGAUAUCAUUUAAAUUUUAAAUCAUACAAUUUUACAAUUGGAAUCGUUUUUGUUUAUUAUAAGAAAAGUAAUAAUUAUUUCCACUAUAAGUAAUACGUAAUAAUAAUUAUUAUGUUGCUAUUAAACAAUAUCUUCAUAGUUUUUUAAUAAAUACAAAUAAAAAUUGUCGAAAAAUUCAGUAUGUCAAAACAAGAAGUAGAAAUACUCAAGGCUUAUCCUCAUCACAAUACUUUUGAGUUUUGCGAAAAUCGGCCCAAGUACCGUCAGGGACGUAAACUCACGGCAGUUAAGGUUUAUACAGUGAAUGAUGAAUCACAACAUUUAUUGAUCAGAGGUGUGCCUUCUGUUAAUUUAAACGAUGAGGUAGAAAAACUCUGCAACCGAUACGGUCACGUAUCGAGUAUAAAACAAGUACAGUUCGAAGAACAAGAACAGUUCACUCAUUGUUUCCAUGUCGUCUAUACACGUAUACAAUCAGCAAGAUUUGCAAAAAAACAAAUGGACACAAAAAACUUUUUUGGAGGAGUUUUACAUGUCUGUUAUGCUCCAGAACUUGAAAGUUUAGAUCAGUCUAGAGCUAAAUUAAUAACAAGGAUAUCUGAAGUUGCCCGACGACUCCAUAAGCUUGGCUAUAUUCAAGAAAAUCAAAGUGACCAGUCCAGAUCUGUUGAUGAAUGUUCUAAAGCUUUUUCAGAAAAUAAGCAACAAUAUGAAUCUAUUCCUCAAACACAUAAUCGUUGGCUAGAAGGAGGUUUAAAGUGUUCUUAUAUUGAACCAAAAUCAAGCUCAUCUUCUAUAGUUAAGGAAAUAGUAACAAAACAAUUGAAUCCAGUUAAAAAUGUUGUGCCACCAAACUCUUCUAUAUUACAUUUUGUGCCAAAACAAUUACACCAAACCUCAAUGAAUCAUACUACUAAAAAACCUAAUCGUGUUAUAUUUCAUAACUAAAAAUAAAUAAUUGUAUUUAAAU